Diprion similis is the source of this 3159-nucleotide messenger RNA. RefSeq names its product exonuclease 1 (gene tos). Gene Ontology annotation, biological process: DNA recombination; mismatch repair. NCBI's taxonomy places the organism in Eukaryota, Metazoa, Arthropoda, Insecta, Hymenoptera, Diprionidae. Gene Ontology annotation, molecular function: DNA binding; 5'-3' DNA exonuclease activity; metal ion binding. The transcript is spliced from 9 exons. The record is from RefSeq and is a predicted model, not a curated record. Gene Ontology annotation, cellular component: nucleus. The coding region runs from base 231 to 2516 and encodes 761 amino acids.
CAGUUACAAUCACAGGUUACAACAUUGGCCGGUUCUGUCAGCUUUCAUGGAAUCCGUUUUGCUGCGGCGUGGAAUUCUCGCUGUUCUCUUAUAAGAAAAACGCGCAGUGACAUGUAUUUACACUUCCGUGAAUAAUAUCAAUCUCCAACUGUGCUUGUAUACUCAUACGUGUAUAUAAAUCUGGCGAGCCAUAUAUCGUCAACUUUGUUUUUGGCCAACAAUUAGACAGAAUGGGGAUUACUGGUUUACUCCCGUUUUUGGAAAAAGCAUCGACGAAGGGCAAUAUCAGUCAAUUUUCCGGAGGGACGGUAGCUAUUGACAGUUAUUGCUGGCUUCACAAAGGAGCUUUUUCAUGUGCCGAAAAAUUGGCCCUUGGACAACCGACGGAUGCGUAUGUUACAUAUUGUAUGAGGUUUGUUAAUAUGCUGCUUGGCAAUAACAUUAAACCAAUUCUAGUAUUUGAUGGAUGUCAUUUGCCUGCAAAAAAAGAUACAGAAUCUAAGAGAAGAGAACUUAGAGACAAGAACCGUAAAAAAGCUGCUGAAUUAAUACGACUCGGUCAAGUGGCAGAUGGGAAAAAUCUACUAAGGCGGUCAAUUGACAUAUCGCAUGAAAUGGCAUCAAAUCUCAUCAAAGCAUGCCAUGAACGCAAUAUUGAUUGCAUCGUAGCACCAUAUGAAGCAGAUUCUCAGCUAGCAUAUUUAAACAUUUCUGGCAUAGCAGAUGUUAUUAUCACAGAGGACAGUGACCUUACAUUAUUUGGUUGCAAAAAGAUAUUUUUUAAGAUGGAUGUCACAGGUAACGGUGUACUCGUUGAACAAGACCGUUUUCAUUUAGCAAUGGGUGUGCGAUCCGAGCACUUUAGCAUGGAUAAAUUUCGUUAUAUGUGUAUUCUAUCAGGUUGUGAUUAUUUGCCUUCGCUGCCAGGCAUUGGCCUGGCCAAGGCAUGCAAGUUUAUUAACAAGACUGCUGAAACAGACAUGCAUAAGGCGCUCACAAGGUUGUCCUCAUACCUUAACAUGAAAUCCCUAGAUGUUUCCAUAGAGUAUAGGGAUGCAUUUCUCCGAGCAGAUGUUACAUUUAAACACCAAUUAGUCUUUUGCCCUGUCCAAAGAAGACAAGUACGCCUUACUCCUCCGCCACCUAAUGUCACGCCAGAACAAUUGCAUUUUGCAGGCAAAGAAAUGCCUGAUGACUUAGCUUGGCAGUUAGCCAUUGGCAAUUACGAUCCCAUGUCUCUAAAGAAGAUCCACGAUUACGAUCCUGACACUUAUGCAUCUGGAAAGAGUAUAACAAGAACCAAUUCUUGGAAAGCUGCAUCAAUAGUAAAACAUGAUAGCAUUUGGAACAAAAAUUUUAAAAUCGAUAAAAAACCAAAAAAAGAAGACAAGCAGACAACAUUGUGGCCUGAUACAUUCGGUAAAGUGACUGUUCUCAAAACGUCCGAUAUUGCACGACCGUUAACGUCACCUAAGCGCAGUUAUGAAGAAGUUGAAGAGAUGGAACAAGAAGAACUGAUUAAAUUAUAUACAAGAAAUGAAUCUGAGAAUAACAACAAACGCUCAUGUAGUAGCGUUGAUGUAUCUAAGCUCCAACUAGAUACAUAUGGUUCAGAAGAAAGAGAAAAAUCUCCAAUAUUAGUCAGGAGAGCAAAUCCGUUUGCAAAGUCCACCAAGUCUCUGGAGAUUUCUCCUAGUCUUUUGGAUAAAGGCAAGAACCGUUCUAAAUUUAGAAACUUGGCUAGAUUUCGGCCGACUGUGGUGGACAAUAAUGUUUUAACGCAGAGUAAAUUUUUUCCACAAACUACUGAUUUACCCAAGGAACCAAAUUCUAAAAAUUGUGCAACAGCUAACGAUCACGAAACGGCACAGUGCAAUGGCAUGUACCAGUCCGCUGACUCUAAGGCAUACAAGGCAGAAGCACUGGAAUAUGACAAUCAUCUACCUCUUAGAACAGAUGAGCAACAAUUAGAAUGUAAGGAAUUAGAUAUUAAAAAUGAAAACAGAAUUUGUACUGUUGAAGAUGGAAUGAAAACGUCUCAGAAUCACGCAGUCAAAGAAGAGUCAUACAUAUCUGAUUCCACGUACGAAGAAACAGCAACUGAGAUACAUGGUGCCUUACUUGUAACGACAGAUGAAUCAACUUCAAGCGUACAUUCGUUAGACAUAAUUUAUAAUGACAAGGAGAGUAUUUUACCUAUGAAUACGCGAAAUUCAGUUAUUGCAAAUGGUUUACAAGAUCUACAGCCAAAUUAUACCAAGCCCAAUUUACUGCAAUGGACAAACACCAAAGUAAAUAGCUCAACAGCAUUGCUGUCCAUUGGUGUUUUGAACAGCCAAAGUAGUGGUGGGACUUUGAGGGCCAUGCAGGGAGCUGCUAAGAUGAAUCGUCUACCUCGGACCAAAAGUGUAAAUAAGAAGUUUCAACCUGUGAAAAGGAAGACUCAAGUAGAACAAGGACAACAAUGUCUGCUCAGCUCAUUUGGAUUUCAAAAAAAAACUGGUCUUCAGCAUUGAAAUUCGGAUUUAGCUUUACGUAUAGGGUGCAUUAAGCAAUAUGAAUUGCUGGUUCAAAAAUAUAUUGUUAAGCACAUUGCUGAAUAAUAUAAUGAAUACAAACAACGAAAAGGAACGGAUUGGUUAUUUAUAAUGUUGAAGCACCUGCUAACAAAAUAUUUUAUGUACAUUAAUUACGUUUUUUAUUGAAUUAGAAUGACUAAAUAAUUUGUUCAAUAUUCCUGAGUAAGAGCGACGCAUAAGAUACUAUCACAAUUUUGUUACGGAUAUUAAAUGCAUACAGCGAUAUGAUAUUUAGUUAUUCAUGCACACAUUAUUUCAGCAGAUAGUAUAUUAUAAAUACUUUUUUAAAUAUGGCCCAUUUCGAUCUUGUUCUGAGAAUAAACUUUCACAAAUCCUGCAUUUACACUUACAGUACAUAAAACUUCAAGUAUUCUUUUUUACGUUUUUCAAACCAUUGGACAAUGGAUUUUGAAUGUAUUGCUAAUCUUUGAUGGCGAAAAAAAAAAUUGCAUAACUUAGAUGAUACGACCAAUUCAAUGUGAUUCAUUAAUUUAUUGUUCCUAGACAAUUAUACUUACAUGUGCAUAUUUUUUUAUAAACAAAUACCUGUAAUAAUGAGAAAUAAACAUAUUUUUGAUAA